Thelazia callipaeda (thelaziosis nematode) is the source of this 2402-nucleotide messenger RNA. The record is from the annotation of a GenBank genome assembly. NCBI's taxonomy places the organism in Eukaryota, Metazoa, Nematoda, Chromadorea, Rhabditida, Thelaziidae.
AUGUCUAUCUUGGAAGCAUUUCGACGACAAGCAGAAAAAAAGCAGUGCUCAAUAUGUGGGAAUCUCGUUAGCAGAGGAGUGUACCGCUCACAUUCCACUGUUUGUAAAUUACCCUCAGAUGAUGAUGAUUGUCUGGUUGUCAAAGAAAUACAUUUGGAUGAUGAAAAUGCUGAGGAUGGGACCAGUUUAAAUGAUAGUAGCGAUCUUUUCGAAAAUGUAAAUUCAGAAAACAGGGAGAUGACAAGCGCUGUUGAGAACGCUUCAAUGAAUAUAGAUAAGUGGCAAAAAAGGACUACGAAUGUUCAGAAAAAUGCAAAGUUUCAAAAACUGUUAAACCCAGUAAGAGAUAAAAUUGGAAGUAAAUCAAAAAUAAGUAGAACUUGCAGCAGGAUCCCUAAGAAACGACCUAAAAAGAUUAAUUUGUCUGUAUUAGCCAAAACGGAAGAAGGGACUACAAAAAUAGACGCUCAGUUCUUUACUGAGAAGAAAAACAAAACUGUUCUAGAAAACAAAGCAGUGACAUUGAAACAAAAUUCAGGAAAAGACGAAACUCCCAGUUAUCUGGAUGAAAUAAGUGAAAAUUUUCAUAUAUUUAGAUCAGCAGAUAUGCUUCACUGUGAACCUACCACUAGUCGAAAAGUUAAAGAGGAACCGGAACAGAGUUUGCAUGAUGUUUUACAAAGUAUCCAAACCUAUCUGAAUGCAACUGAUUGUAAUCUUCAAAGUAGUCAACAUUUUUCAAAUCACAAAAGUUCUGGGAGUGAACUGCAUCAGAUAGUGUCACCAUACUAUCUUACAUUGUUUCACAAAAUACUUAAACGAACUUUUUGUGAUGGAGGAAUGUACGGGAAAGUUGAGUUUUGGGAGAAACAUUUAAAUUUGCUACAAAAAUUUGUUAACUUGUCAGAUAAAAGUAAACUGCUUUUAAUUCGACUAUUUCUUCGCAAGUGGAAGUGGCUUACAAUAAAUGAGCUCUCCUAUCCAGAUAUCUCUUCGUCUUUGGAGCCACUGUUCGAGGAACUCACACGCGCUGAACUAGUUGAUUCAAGUGAUUUCUCAUUGAAUGACAUUACGGAAGCUGUUUAUCUUCUACGUGCUCCGUCAUUAAAAGCAGUUGCGAAAGAAUUCAAAUUGGAAUUUAACAAAAGCAAGACGCAAAUUCGCUGUUUAUUACUUCGCUUUGCAGCUCAUAAGAAUGUUUUUGGGAUUUCAAUGGAGAAACGAGUGCUUCAUACUAUAAAAAAGAAACUUGGCGCAUGUUACCGUUUGUGCAAAAGGGUGCUAAAUUUAUUUAUGGCGGUUUUCACACUUUACUCACCGAUCGAUAUGAAUUCUACGUUACUCUUUGACCAGCCUUCUAUUAAUCUUCCUUCAAAUUUAUUAUUCAUUUUGCUUCAAGUUGGCACGGACAAAAUUCGUUAUCCUGCUCCUAAUAAUCCAUCUAUAAUUAAUAUUUAUACAGAUUCGGAAAAACUGUUCAGGUAUGUUGAGGCAAAAGAACUAGAAGCUGAAAUAGCUAAUUUAACGCAACGUGGGUCGUGGAGUGAUGUCAUUCAGUGCGCUGGAAAUGCUCGUGACAAAUAUGAAAGGAGUUAUUUGACACAGAGGGAGUUUUGUGAGUCUUUGGAAGGUCAUCUCCGAAGAUUUACUGAUCUUCACGUGUAUGCCAGAUGUAUAUCACGCGGUGCUGAGGCAUUCGAAAAAAUUAAGGAUUAUCAAAAUGCUGUUGAAUGGUUGAAAUAUUUACUACAUACCAAAAAGUUUAACUUUAUUCUUGGUAAUGCUCGUGGUGGAUGGUGGAAUCGAUUAGCUCUAAAUCUGGAUGUUCAUCUGAAAGACAAAAAUCAAGCAAUGGAAGCUGUUACUGAAGGUUUGCAAGAUCCUGCUUUAGGUGAUAAAGACCGUUUGUUGCUUCAGGAUAGAGGACGUAAACUUUUACCAACUUGGAGGGGACCUUUAAUAGAUGAACUUCCUGAAAGGAUUGAUAUAGAGGGAUCAGUGUUGGCUAAGAGACUUGGAGAAACUCGAAUCAACAGAUUCAUGAUUAAAAAAGCAGGAGUUUUGUACGAGUGCAACGUCGAAGAGGUAGCACUAAAUCAUUAUAUAAGAAAGAAAGGUUUCAAAGAAGAUAUGCUACCAGUAAUCAAAAUGGAACCAGCAGAUUUAAAUACUCGAUCUUUUUAUACUCGUAGAAUGGAUUUAUUCGAGCUACGUUUGAAGGAAAUUGAAGAGUUGAGUUUUGAUGAAUUGUUGCUUGAAAUGGAGGAGACAUAUACUUCCCAUUAUGGAGUAACCAAUUCUGAAAUUUCUUGGGAUUGCUUUGAUAAUUUCGAGCAAAUUAAGGUCAGCUUAAUCUUUGUUUUGUUAUACUUGGCUUCGAUUUUAAUUUUGCUUUCAUAAAA